AUGGUUGAGCAAGUGAUGAGUGUUCCUCCGGUGUUAGCGGAGGAGAUGUGUGUCACUGCGUCUCCUGGGUUGACGGAUACACUUUGCGUGGAGGCUGGGGAGCGUGCGGAUCCGGUGACGGGUGCGAUGUUGACGCCUUUGUACCAGUCCACUGCGUACAAGCAGGAGUCGGUGGAGCGUUACCAGGAAACAGGUUAUACAUACUCGCGUGCGGCGAAUCCUACGGUGGCGGCGUUUGAGGCCCGUGUGGGUGAGAUGGAAGGGGCCAAAUUGCCAGCCGUCGUUUUCAACAGCGGCAUGGCAGCAAGCAAUGCUUUAUUUGCAACCUUCCUGAGCUCUGGUGAUCACGUCAUCAUUACGCGUUGCUCCUACGGCGGUACGAAUCGUGCCGCACGUGUGUUAUGGCAGAACCAAUUUGGCGUAGAGGUAUCCUUUGUCGAUUUCACCGAUCUCAAAGCCGUCGAGGCUGCGAUUCAACCCGGUCGUACCCGUCUCGUGUUAUCUGAGACCCCCUGCAACCCAGUGCUCGAACUCGCCGACCUCCAAGCCAUUUCCGACCUCUGCCGGAAACACAGCACCGUUGUCAACCAAGGCGCAGUAGACGUCCAGGAGGAGGGCUCGGGACCGUCUCGGACGGUAUUCCAAGGUCGUAUUUUGCACGUAGCGGACUCUACAUUGGCUCCUCCCCCAGUUAUGAGGGGACUCGACUUUGGAGUGGAUGUGUUGCUGGUUUCCUUAACCAAGUUCUACUGCGGGCACAACAUGCACUUGGGAGGAGCACUGGUCACUAACGACCCAGCGCUACACGAACAUCUAAAAUUCAAACAGAACGUAAUGGGCUCAAUUUUGAAUGCGAAUACGGCCUUCUCCAUGAUGCAGACGUCCAAGACAAUGAAUUUGCGACUCCGCAAACAGAGCGAAAAUGCCAUGAAGAUCGCCAUCUGGUUAGAGAAGCACCCCAAAGUACUCUGGGUCCGCUACCCCGGGCUGCCCAGCCACAGCCAGUAUGAUAUCGCGAUGAAACAACACACUCACGGCAUACAUGGCAGUAUGGUCGCCUUCGAAGUCCGUGGCGGCACUGCCGCUGGCCGCCUUGUCAUGAACGCCUGCACACCCCCCUGGACCCUCGCGGAGAACCUAGGGGCCAUCGAGUCAAUCAUGACAUGCCCUGCCGUCUUCACACACUCCAACAUGACUAAAGCUGCACGUGAAGCGGCUGGCAUCACAGAUGGUAUGAUUCGUCUCAGCGUCGGCAUCGAAGACGCUGACGACCUCAUCCAGUCUUUGGACCGUGCGAUCAACGCUGUCCCCGACCUGGGUGCUUGA
This is a messenger RNA of Gregarina niphandrodes, 1326 nucleotides long. Its product is annotated as cystathionine beta/gamma-lyase protein. The record is from RefSeq and is a predicted model, not a curated record. Bases 1 to 1326 code for a protein of 441 amino acids. Gene Ontology annotation, molecular function: carbon-sulfur lyase activity; pyridoxal phosphate binding. Gene Ontology annotation, cellular component: cytoplasm. The transcript has a single exon. Gene Ontology annotation, biological process: transsulfuration. NCBI's taxonomy places the organism in Eukaryota, Apicomplexa, Conoidasida, Eugregarinorida, Gregarinidae.